Molecule: messenger RNA, 402 nt
Organism: Drosophila novamexicana
Lineage: Eukaryota; Metazoa; Arthropoda; Insecta; Diptera; Drosophilidae
Exons: 3
Coding region: 1-369 (122 amino acids)
Source: RefSeq, a predicted model, not a curated record
AUGAGGGCUUAUCCAUGGCUGGCAACUGGGCUAACAUUGGCGCUGGCCUUGGAUCUGGUUUGCGCAGGCGUCGCGCCCAUGACCACAUUAUAUAAGCGCAACUCGGAGGAGAAGUACGAGCCGGAUUUGGUGGCCGUUUCCUCGACCGUUAUUCCCUUGACGGUGCUGGAGGUGAGCUACGGGCUGGGCGGCAAGCCCAGCGAUGCCUACAAGGCGGCCUAUCUGCGCAAGCUGCGCAAACAGGUGCUCCAACGGGCGCAGGCGGAGGCCAGCGGCGCCACGCCCCUCGCCGAACUGCCGCCGGCGCCCAGCGAUGCGGACGCCCUGAUCACAGUCAAAUCCAAGCAGGCCAAAGUCAAGGCUGUUUAGUCUGAAGCCGGAGCUGGGCCAGACGCGUGUGCG